AUGCGCUGGGCGGCAGCAACUCCGCCACCGGCGCAGGGGGGCGCGCCGCCCGCCCCGCGCCCGCGCAGCGCCGCGGCUUGGACACACCGCCCCCUCCCGGCCCUGCCCUCCGCGCCCCGCCGCGCGCGCGCGGACAACGCGUCCGCGCCCCCCCGGUGCCCGCGAGGGCGCUCCCAUCGCCUUUGUCUGGCGGCGCCGCCGCCCCGCGCAGCGCCCGAGCAGCGCCCCGGGGUCGCGCCGCCGCCCGCCCCUCGCUUCGCCGCCCGCCUCGCCGGGCGCCCCCCCUCCCCGGCGGCUCCCCCCACGGCCGCCGGCCGAGUGAGCUCACCCGGCCCCCGGCCGCCGCCGCCGCGCCGCCGCCGACCAAUCAGCGCCGCGCCGCCCCGCGCCGCGCCCCCAUUGGCCCGGGCGGGAAGCGGGGCUCGGACCGGCGCGCCGGGGGGAGGGGGGGGGGGCACUCCCGUCCCCGUCUCCGUCCCCGUCCCCAUCCUUAUUCCCAUCCCUAUCCCCAUCCCUCCUCCGAGCUCCGCCGGCGGGGCGAUCCCCCCACCGGUGCUUCCAUCCGCCGAGCCGGGGGUCCGCUCCCUUGCGUUCAAAAGCACAGCCAUCCCUCCCCGCAGCCCGGCCGGUCCCCGCCGGCCUGGGAGCGGAGAAUUCGCCGUGCCCCUUCCUCCCCUACCUGCGGGCCGGGCUGCGCAGAGCCCCGAGCGGGCUUGCGGGGAUAGCUGCCCCGACACUAUCGCAUCUUACGCCCGGGCAGCGGGGCGGGAGACGGAGAGCCCCCGGACCGGUUUUUUAUCCCGGAGAGAGAAAUCCAGACCUCUCAGGAACAACCAGAAGAGCGAAACAAACAAGAAACCGCAGAAGAAAGCAUUGGAAAGGCGGCCGGGAGAUAAUCCAGGAAUGCUUCAGAUAAGGAAGAGGGGGGGACUAUACGUACGGAGAUACCCGAAAAGUCAGAGCCUAAUGGAACGACUGAAAGAGGGACGGUGGGUUGGGGGGGAAACCCGCACUUGUUUAGAGCCUAUUAAAGGUCACAUCGGGCUGGGGGGUGGGGUGCGGGUAAUGAUAAAAGGAGUUUAAGAAAGAGGGGUUUAAGCGCGCAGAUGAAGCGCAGAACCAGGAUUUGGGGGGUUUGUUUACUGGCUCCCGAUGCAGAAAACAAAAGAGCGGCGGGUCCAUCCGGAGAGUGAGCCCGAGGUCAGCCGGGGCUGCGCUGCUCCCACCGCCGGCACAGCUCGGGCCCUGUGUGCCGCGGCCGCCCGGCGCCCCGGGAGUCCGCGGGGACCGCGGAACGGGAGCUGCCCGCUCCCCCACGGCCGGGUCUGACGCUUGCAGAAGUUAUGGAGUGGUUUGAUUAAUUAAAUGGUGGGCUUCAUAAAAUAUUUCCUAAUAAAAUUUACGGUUGUCUUAAAAGUUUCCAACAGUGCUAUCAUUUUUUUUUUCUUAAAUAAAAUUAUCUGGGAAAUGAGUUACUGGCUGGAAUUUUCGAGACUUCAACGGUGACAGCAGUGCCGG
Molecule: messenger RNA, 1518 nt
Organism: Serinus canaria (Common canary)
Lineage: Eukaryota; Metazoa; Chordata; Aves; Passeriformes; Fringillidae
Exons: 3
Coding region: 1-1083 (360 amino acids)
Source: RefSeq, a predicted model, not a curated record